CGACAAUAAAUAUUUUUGACCAUAUCCAAUCAGAGAACGAUUGCUUAGAAGUUAGAACAUCGGAUACCAAAGGUUACUACCACAGUUCGGUUUCCCUUCCUGAAAACUGGGCCGGAUGCCAUGUCACAAAUUAAAGGAGUUAAGUUGUUCAACAUGCUGAAGAAAAAUCCUUUAGAUAGGAUAAGGAGCUCAAAAUACCAGCCUUCAUACUUCAUGAGUAGCAAAAGUGCUUUAUCUCCAUCCCUUGGCCAUGAAGAUGAUCCUCAGCAGCAAAGAGUUGUGGAAGAGUUAAAGAUUCCCUUCUCCCGAGCAGUAAUUGGUAACUUUUUUCAGGAGAAGCCAAGGUUGGGAAAUCCAUUCCUAGAAGAUGCCCUACUCCAGGGUUACCUAAAGAGGCAUCUACCACCUCAGGUUCUAGAGGAAGUGAGCCAAGAUUUUGAGAGAUUUGGACACCAGCUGGUAGAGGAGAUUGAUUCACUGGGACGCGAGUGUGAGCUGAACCCCCCACAACUUCAGCAUUAUGAUGCCUGGGGCAACAGGGGGGAUCAGAUUAUUACCACUCCAGCAUGGAAAAAGAUGAAGGAUAUUUCUGCCAAGGAAGGACUGAUUGCUGAAGCUUAUGAAAGGAGAUACUCCAGCUGGAGCCGCGUGGUUCAAGUGGCCAAGCUGUAUCUCUAUGCUCCAUCCUCAGGACUUUUCACCUGUCCUCUAGCUAUGACUGAUGGUGCAGCCAAGGUUAUAGAGUCACUAGGCACCCCAGCCCCUCUGCAGCAUGCCUUCAAAAACUUGACUAGUCGCAAUCCCAGCACAUUCUGGACCUCUGGCCAGUGGAUGACAGAACGUAAAGGAGGCUCAGAUGUGGCGAGCGGCACAGAGACUGUGGCAGUUAGCCAGGAGGAUGGGACAUACAAGCUGCACGGUUUCAAAUGGUUUACAUCAGCCACAGACUCUGAUAUGAGUUUGACCUUGGGUAGAGUGGCAGAUUCCCAAGGUCGUACAGUGGAGGGCACUAGGGGGUUGUCACUUUUCUAUCUGGAGGUCCGAGAUGCAAAUCGGAAAUUGAAUGGAAUUGAGGUUCAGAGACUGAAAGAGAAAUUGGGAACUCGCCAGGUUCCAACUGCAGAGCUGCUGCUGGAUGGUGCAAAGGCCCUAAGGCUCCAUCCGGAGGGACGUGGUGUAGCUUCUAUUUCAAACAUGUUGACCAUCACCCGCAUCCAUAAUACUAUCUCAGCAACAGCUUACAUGAGGAGGGUGCUCAAUCUGGGGCGGGAGUAUGCAGCAAAACGUUUUGUAUUUGGAAAAUUCAUAAAGGAUCAGCCCUUACAUAUCCAGACUAUGGCCCGCAUGGAGGUGGAGGCUAGAGGUGCUUUUCUUAUACUCAUGGAGGUCUCUCGACUACUGGGGCUGGAAGAAACAAAUAUGGCUACUGUGCAAGAUCAGGAUCUCUUGCGUCUGCUCACUCCUAUUGCAAAACUGUACACUGGGAAGCAGGCUCUUGCAGUAAUAUCAGAGGGACUGGAGGGAUUUGGAGGACAAGGUUACAUGGAGGACACAGGGCUACCAGUCAUGCUGAGAGAUGCCCAGGUGUUGACAAUCUGGGAAGGCACAACAAACAUUCUGUCACUGGAUGUUCUUCGUUCAAUUACAAAGAGCCAGGGGCAAGUGCUCAACACUUUGUUCUCAGUCACACAGGAGAAGCUAGAAGUUGCAUCUCAGGUUGCCAGCCUGGCCCAGUCUGCACUGGUUACACUGAAAGCACUACAGAAUCUCAGAGUCUUUAUUCAACAGGCAAGCAAGAAAGAGCUCAACUUUAUGGAGCUGGCGGCACGUGACUUUUCUUAUAGCUUGGCUAAAAUCUAUAUUGGGUCUCUCUUACUGGAACAUGCAGCUUGGAUUGAAGCAAGUGAUGCAGAUGUGUAUGCAGCUCAAAGAUGGAGUGAACAGGAUCUGUGCCCUGUGGUUAAGGCUGAAGUCUCAGGAUGCUAUUCUGCAGAAGCAUUUUCCAGGGACCGCUUUCUAGUGUACGAGAAAAGCCCUCUGUUAAUAGGAAAACUAUAAAUACAUCUGCCUCUAACGAUG
Bombina bombina (fire-bellied toad) is the source of this 2079-nucleotide messenger RNA. Its product is annotated as acyl-CoA dehydrogenase family member 11-like. NCBI's taxonomy places the organism in Eukaryota, Metazoa, Chordata, Amphibia, Anura, Bombinatoridae. Gene Ontology annotation, molecular function: oxidoreductase activity, acting on the CH-CH group of donors. The record is from RefSeq and is a predicted model, not a curated record.